CCAGGGAGCCCCGCGCCGCGGCCGCCGGACACGCCCCCAGCCCUGUCUGCCUCCAGCCCCGUCUGCCCCCAGCCCUCGCCCCGGUUCUGCAGCGCGGCGCCGAGCGCGCAUCACGGCAGCCUGGCGCUGCGCAGGAGCCUCCCCCUGGACGCCCUCCGGGGAGACGGCCAAGAUGGAGAGCUGGCCCAGAGCCCAGAAGGUGGGGGCCGCCCCAGGGGGCAGCCGGGGUAGAGGCCGCGUGUGCCAGGCCUGUAAACCCCACUCUGUGCCAGCCAAGAGCCUGUGCUGACCCGAAAUGGAGAACUUCCAGUACAGCGUCCAUUUGAGCGAGCAGGACUGGGCUGAGUUCUUGGCCACAGCUGAGGAGUGUGACCUCCUGCAGGCCAGCCUGGCCUCCGGGGACGAGCUCCUGUCCAGUGACAUUGACCAAGGGGACAGCAGUGGCAGUAGUCCUCCUGGGCCCCCACCUCAUCUCAAGGGGCAGUCUACUCCUGCGGGGAGGGGCUGGCCUGGCUUCGAGGAAGAGGACAAGGCGGUCACCCGACAGCUGGUCAGCAGUUCUUGGCGUGAGCCUGGGCUGGCCCUGGGGGCCAGUCAGCAGACGCCGAGCACGUCCACACAGUCGGAAGCUUGGCUGUCCCUUAGCUCUGGCCAGAACUCGUCCUUCCCUGGGUCUUCCAGAUCCGAGAUGCAGCGACUUCUGCAGGGGCCAGCCCCCCGGGGUCCUGCCCUCAGCCCCCCUGAAGGGACUUCUCAGAGCUCAGAGGCCCCCGCCCGCAGCACCGCGCCCCAGGGGCACCCCAGCAGCCCUGGAGCCCCGACACGCAGCCCCAGCCGAAAGAAGAGGCGCUCUGCAGGCACCAAGGCCGGGUGCCGCUCCAGCACCCCGGGAUCUGCUCCCACCCAGGCAAGCUCGCCCCUGGGAGCCAACACCAGGUCCAGGAGCCCAGGGCCUGGGGAGGGACCCUUGGCUACGGUUGGAAUGCGGACCCCAGGCACCAGGCAGGAAAAGUCAUGGCAAGACUCUACAGAGGCCCCUGAGCAGAUGGCCACACAGAGUUUGGAUCUGUCUACACCCGCCUCUCCCACCAAGCAAGGUCAAGACCGGCUCAGAAUGACCUCUGGGGCCCAGCCACAUGCAAAAUCCUCACCUGCCCUGGAGGGUCGCCUGGAUAGCUCAGUGGCUAAGUUAGACACACCUCUGUCUACACCCGCCUCCAAGACUCAGCCCGAUACGCCUCUGUCUACACCCACCUCCAGGACUCAGCCCAAUACGCCUCUGUCUACACCCACCUCCAAGCUUCACCUUAACACACCUCCGUCUACACCUGCCACCAAGACUCAGCCCGACACACCUCUGUCUACACCCGCCUCCAGGACUCAGUCCAAUAUGCCUCUGUCUACACCUGCCUCUAAGAUUCAGCCCGACACACCUCUGUCUACACCCGCCUCCAAGCCUCAGCCCGAUAUGCCUCUGUCUACACCCGCCUCCAAGCCUCAGCCCGAUAUGCCUCUGUCUACACCCGCCUCCAAGCCUCAGCCCGAUACACCUCUGUCUACACCUGCCGCCAAGACUCAGCCCGACACACCUCUGUCUACACAUGCCUCUAAGACUCAGCCGGAUACGCCUCUGUCUACACCCACCUCCAAGCUUCACCUCAACACACCUCCGUCUACACCUGCCGCCAAGACUCAGCCCGACACACCUCUGUCUACACCCGCCUCCAGGACUCCACCUGAUACAUCUCUGUCUACACCUGCCUCUAAGAUUCAGCCUGACACACCUCCGUUUACACCCGCCUCCAAGCUUCAGCCCGAUACGCCUCUGUCUACACCCGCCUCCAAGCCUCACCUCAACACACUUCUGUCUACACCCGCCUCCGAGACUCAGCCCAAUACGCCUCUGUCUACACCUGCCUCCAAGACUCAGUCUGACACACCCGCCUCCAAGUCUCAGCCUGACACGUCUCUGUCUACACCUGCCUCCAAGACUCAGCCCGACACACCUCUGUCUACACCUGUCUCCAAGCCUCAGCCUGAUACACCUCUGUCUACACUCACCUCCAAACCUCAGCCCGACACACCUCCGUCUAUACUCACCUCCAAGACUCAGCCUGACACACCUCCGUCUACACCCACAUCUAAGCCUCAUCUCAACACACCUCAGUCUACACCUGCCUCCAAGCCUCAGCCUGACACACCUUCGUCUACACCUGCCUCCAAAUCUCAGCCUGACACACCUUCAUCUACACCCUCCUCCGAGAUUCAACCUGACACGCCUCCAUCUACACCCAUUUCCAAGCUUCAACUCGACACAUCUCUGUCUACACCCCCCUCCAAGAUUGAAUUCGAUACACCUUUGUCUACACUUGCCUCUGUGCCUCAGCCUAACAUGCCUUUGUCUAUACCUGCCUCUGAGAUUCAACCCAAUAUGCCUCUGUCUACACCCUCCUCCAAGAUUCAACCUGACACAUAUCUCUCUACAUUUGUCUCUAAGCCUCAGCUCAACACACCUCCGUCUACACCUGCCUCCGAGCCUCAGCCCAACACACCUCUGGCUAUACCCACCUCCGAGCCUCAGCCCAACACACCUCCGUCUACACCCACCUCCGAGCCUCAGCCCAACACUCCUCUGGCUAUACCCACCUCCAAGCCUAGACUGGACACAGACUUGGGCAGAACCAGCCCAGUGGUGGAAAAAGAGGUGGACUCAUCUGUCUUUGCCUCCAAGGCUGCACCCCCUACAGCUCCGCCUGCUGUGGACCUGCUCACACCUGCCCCCACUCCCCAGAGUGGGCCUUCUGCUCUGGGCAUGGAGAGUGCCCCUGUGAGUGAGCUGGGUCUGAGCCCUGCUGUGGCUUCAGGGUGGCCCCAGGAAAACCCCAGAGGCAAAUCCCCAGAAGGCGCCCCUGCUGGUCCUGCCCCAGUGCCCAGGAGGAAGAAAGUGCGGUUCUCCGUGCCACCUUCCUGCCCCGAGGAGCCAGGCUCAGGAGGGGCCCCGGCGCCCCCUUCACCUGCCACAACCUGGCCCCCCGCCCUCAGGACAGUGGCAGGGGGCUGCGGGGGGCCUGGAGCCUGGGAUGCCGUGGCCGUUGGGUCUCGCCCCCCCCAGCCUCGGAUCCUUAAGCACUUGCCUCCACCCGCCCCCUCUGCUUCAGCGGGGUCUGGACCUCGGAGCUCCUUUGUGGUGACCCUCCCUGAAGCCUACGAGUUUUUUUUCUGUGACACCAUUGAAGAGGAAGAAGAAGAGGCUGAGGAGGCCUCAGAAAUUCCCACUGAAGUUCAGUGGCCGGAUGUGUGUGAGUUCUUCUUCAGAGACAGACAAACCCAGAGGGCAGGGCUCAAAGGGGGCACCCAAGCCUCAGCACCCGGGAAGGAGCCCGUACCAGGCUUCCCAGCCCCCAUGAAGGACCCUGCACCCAUCACUACCCCUGAGACCUAUGAGCACUUCGUCAGAGAGAAUCAGCCAAGAAGCACAUUGGAGCCGGCAGUCCUCCAGCUGCAGGCCACAGGCAAAGAGUCGCUCCCUGAGGCACCGUCCCGGAAAGUGGGGCCUGGCUGCUCCCAGGAACCCCAGUGUGCUGCCACUAAGCAGCCCCAGCUGGCACUCAGGCAAACAGGGGAGCCCUGGGGUCCUCUCACUUCGUUUAACUUCAGCCAGAAGGACAUGUGCCUGGUGUUUGUAGCCUUUGCCUCCUGGGCUGUGAGGACGUCAGAUCUGCACAACCCCGAUGCCUGGAAAACAGUCCUGCUGGCCAACCUCGGCACCGUCUCAGCCAUCCGCUACUUCCGCCGGCAUGUGGGGCGCAGGCACCGCAGCCCCCGCCGCAGCAGAAGCCCCAGCCCCAGCUCCUAGGAGGCUCCUUCCUCGUCCAGCCCAGGAUGAUGUGGGACAAGCAGCCACUGGUGCUCAGGACAAGCUCUGCCCCCUGUCCUGCCCCGCACCCUGUUUCCUGCAACAUCGUGGACGGAGCUAGCAUCAUGCUGGCUGCCUUGGGCUCACUUGAGUGUCCGGACAGCGGCUGCCAAGGCCGAGUCUGCAGAGCACAGCGAGGAAGGGGGAGGCGAGUCUGCGGGUAGGUGAGAGCAGGUGCUGGUGGGAGGGUGGCCCCGCAGCCAUGUGGCGCUGGGGAUGGAUGCACUUUCUCCAGCGAACUGCUGGUGUGUGGCCUGUCUGCUAACUGGGUUCCUGGUUGGCUGGGGAGGAGAGGCAGAGAGGGAUGUUGGAAAGCAGAGGCCCCAAGAACCUGGGCAGGGGCUGAAGAAAGGGUGGGCUGGGUGGGUGAGGGGCCCCGCCUCUGAGGCAGUGGGCAGCAAUGUGGGGAGCUGUGGGACAGAGUCUCAAGGCCCUCCU
Messenger RNA from Sorex araneus (European shrew), 4354 nucleotides. RefSeq names its product PPARGC1 and ESRR induced regulator, muscle 1 (gene PERM1). Gene Ontology annotation, biological process: regulation of DNA-templated transcription; response to muscle activity. Lineage: Eukaryota; Metazoa; Chordata; Mammalia; Eulipotyphla; Soricidae. The transcript is spliced from 4 exons. The record is from RefSeq and is a predicted model, not a curated record. Gene Ontology annotation, cellular component: cytoplasm; nucleus. The coding region runs from base 296 to 3856 and encodes 1186 amino acids.